AUGUUUCUAGACGUUUCCCUGAUCCUGCAGUUUAUCCAGUCUGCAGCAGAAGAGCAAGCUCCUGGAACUAAGAUAGCCGCAACCGAGGAUAGGCUCGCCAAGACGCUGCAUUUUGGAUCACCUUCAGAUCCAGUGUCACAAACAGGUGGUCGGUUUGCAUGGGCAUUGCUCAUAUUUUCUCCGGAUCAACAGCCUGCUGGGUUGCUGAUUUAUUUCCAAAAUUAUUCGACCUGGACGGCUGCCCCUGGUGUGUGCCUGGAAGAGUUAUACGUUGUGCCUGAAUAUCGGCGCCAUGGAUAUGCGCAGAUACUAAUUGAAACGAUGGCGUCUGCGGCGGAAGUAGCAGGUUGCGUUAAAAUGGACUGGGUUUGCCUUUUGGACAAUGAGAAAGCACUGGGAUUCUAUGACAAACUAGGGGCAAAGCGAAUGAAUGACUGGACCGUCUUGAAAGUUGACAAGGCCUGUAUACGAGAGCUGGCCGCUAGAGGGAAGGAGUCCGGCGCAUGUCCCGAGCUUCACAGUGCAGGUAUCUGA
Molecule: messenger RNA, 534 nt
Organism: Trichoderma atroviride IMI 206040
Lineage: Eukaryota; Fungi; Ascomycota; Sordariomycetes; Hypocreales; Hypocreaceae
Molecular function (GO): N-acetyltransferase activity
Source: RefSeq, a predicted model, not a curated record